CAAUCGGGCGGCUCAGUGUGAGGCGCGCCCUCGACACUGUCGUCCGCUCGCCGCGCCGCUCCCACGGGCCCGCCUAAACUUGCCGCGCUCUCGCAAACUUUACACAAUAACACUACAAAAAUAAUGACACACUACGGUCCCAGAACAAAAAUAAUAUACUAAACUUCUCAUUCUAUGAACUUUUGAGGCGGAGGAACGUUCAGAGUCACAUGGAUAUACCAGGAUUUUGUUCCUAUGCCAGCAGAACAUCGGCGUGACUGGAAAUAUGCAGCAACCUUGGUCGAUAUACUUACUGGCCAUUUUUAUGCUAGGUCUGGAUUCUAAACUUGUUGGCCAAGCAUUUCAACCGGAAUUCGCAGAACCUUUAAUGAAUUUGACCGUACCAGUGGGUCGAGAUGCCACCUUUAGAUGUCUUGUACACAACCUCGGAGGCUAUAGGGUAGGAUGGGUAAAGGCCGAUACCAAAGCGAUUCAAGCAAUACAUGUUCACGUAAUAACAAAUAAUCACAGGGUUGCCGUCUCACAUAACGGGCAGACCAUUUGGAAUUUACACAUUCGAAACGUUCAAGAGGAGGAUCGGGGUCAAUACAUGUGUCAAAUCAAUACGGAUCCAAUGAAAAGCCAAAUGGGAUACCUGGAAGUAGUAGUUCCUCCAGACUUUGUGUCAGAGGAAACAUCAGGUGACAUGAUGGUGCCAGAAGGUGGAACCGCCAAAGUGUCUUGUCGAGCGAAAGGUGUGCCAGAACCACGUGUUAUGUGGCGAAGAGAAGAUGGCGCUGAUAUAGUUUUACGGGAUGCAAAUGGCGUGAAAACUAAAGUGGACGUUUAUGAGGCGGAGGUGUUGACCCUCGCAAAGAUAUCCCGUUCUGACAUGGGAGCAUAUCUCUGCAUCGCAAGCAAUGGAGUACCACCGACAGUGAGCAAGAGAAUUAUCAUCAAAGUACAUUUUCAUCCUGUUAUUCAAAUUCCAAAUCAGCUGGUGGGAGCGCCGUUGGGCACGGAUGUCACGCUCGAGUGCUACGUCGAAUCCUCGCCAAAAUCCAUAAACUACUGGGUUCGGGAUUCCAAUGAAAUGGUGAUAUCUUCAAGCAAGUACGAAGUGGUGAAUACUGUAAUCAGUUCGUUCGAAAGCAGAAUGGCUCUUACGGUCCGCGGUUUAACUGCGACAGAUGUUGGAGGCUAUCGAUGCGUCGCUAAGAACUCUUUGGGUGAAGUCGACAGCGUAAUACGACUUUAUGAAAUACCUGGACCAUCUAUAAAGAACACCAGCGCGACAGGCAAAAAAGAAGAAUACAAAUAUUCUACGCCAAUAGAAGGUCCCGAUAAUCAAUUUGGUUCCGCGGACAGGUCCGAUGACGAAGAUGAAAAGGAAACUGUCAUGGAUGUCACAGACACCGUCGAAAACAUGGUCAAAACAAACAGAAACAGAACAAUUAACUACACACAACUAAACUCUAUACACGAACACAAGCUUAGCAAUAAAGUACGUAAAAUUAUUAAUAAAUUCGAAAUAGACGAAACAUUCACGAACAGUAGUUCUGAAUUACAUUCUUCUAUACAUGCUCUAAUAGUUGUAAUUUUGGUAUUGUAUUCAAAUGCGCAUUGUACGUUAAGUCUUUGAGACGCAUAUUCUUGUUCCACUAGUAAAUGAUUACAGCUCAGGGCCCUUAUUCUGUAUGAUAGUGUAAACGCUUAACGCGGCCGUGUCAUGUUAUCUUCGAGAAAUGUGCGUGGAAUGGUAUUCUGUAAGCCAAAUUUCUAUAGUCCUAAACAUGAUGCGUUGUGUUACGUGCUUGUUACGCACUGUCAAAAUAAUGUGCGGGAUAGAGAAUAAGGCCCCAGUUAAUGCAAAUGUUUGAACAAUCAUACGUAAUGACGUGCCAAUUUCAGUUCGCACGUUUCAAUGAUUGCAAAACCUACGUUUCAGCUGUUCAUACCAAACUACGCCUACGAUCAACAUAUAUCCAGUAUGUACCUCUGUAAUAUAAUUUAGAUAAUUCUAUAAUGUUUGCGAACUAAAAAUAUAUGUGAAGUAUCGUAUCGUUUUAAACAAAUUAUGUGAAUAUUUCGUAGUGGAAGGAAAA
Molecule: messenger RNA, 2084 nt
Organism: Manduca sexta (tobacco hornworm)
Lineage: Eukaryota; Metazoa; Arthropoda; Insecta; Lepidoptera; Sphingidae
Product: lachesin
Exons: 9
Coding region: 266-1621 (451 amino acids)
Cellular component (GO): neuron projection
Source: RefSeq, a predicted model, not a curated record